This is a messenger RNA of Symbiodinium necroappetens, 542 nucleotides long. The record is from the annotation of a GenBank genome assembly. NCBI's taxonomy places the organism in Eukaryota, Dinophyceae, Suessiales, Symbiodiniaceae.
AUGGCAGCCCUGACAGUGAGACAGGUCGGCCAGGUUGCUCCGCCUUUGAAGCAGAAGGUGGAGCAGUUUCAGCAGAUCAUUGACAACAACGACCAGUCGGUGGCCCGCAUCCGCGAGCAGCUGCGAAGACUGGAGCCGCAGCGAGAGCGGCUCUCUGAUCAGGUCCAACAGCGGCAAGAUGACCGCCGGUCCAUUCAUUCGCAGCUUGCGCGCCUGGAAGACUCCUUGGCCUCUUUCGGGGCUGAGAGUGUGCAGCUCGAGGCUGCAGCUGAGGAGAUGCCACGCCUCCUGGAACGCAUCGCGCCGGUGAACGCUCCUGGUGCACACGUGGAUCCGUCUGGUUUUCGCAGACUGCCGGCAGCAGCCAUUGAUGUGCCUCUCCCGUACUUCGACGCCCUUGCAGAGCAGCUUGAAGCAAGGACGAAACAGGUCUACGAGAGAGUGAAUGCUGUCGAAAAGGCCUUGGCGACAUAUAAUCGCCAGGUUUCAGGCGUCCCAGUGACAUCGCAGAUCGAGGCUCGUGUGCAGCUGCUGGUGACAAU